Pogonomyrmex barbatus (red harvester ant) is the source of this 2449-nucleotide messenger RNA. RefSeq names its product ribonucleoside-diphosphate reductase large subunit-like. Gene Ontology annotation, molecular function: ATP binding; ribonucleoside-diphosphate reductase activity, thioredoxin disulfide as acceptor. Lineage: Eukaryota; Metazoa; Arthropoda; Insecta; Hymenoptera; Formicidae. Gene Ontology annotation, biological process: deoxyribonucleotide biosynthetic process. The record is from RefSeq and is a predicted model, not a curated record. Gene Ontology annotation, cellular component: ribonucleoside-diphosphate reductase complex.
AUAGUUUUGUUCGUCAUUUCCUUUUCGCGGGUAAAUCAUAUGGCGAACAUGAUUUUUAACCGUGCCGGUUAUGAGCUUGAGCGAAAAUCAUUCGCACUGAAGUGAUUACGACGCUUUGAAAACAUUCGAGAGGACAACAUGCAUGUAGUCAAACGAGAUGGACGCAAGGAGCCUAUGCAUUUCGACAAGAUAACUGCGAGAAUCGAGACACUAUGUUAUGGAUUGGAUAUGAAUUAUGUGGAUCCAUCUGCGAUUGCACAUCCAGUUAUUAACAGCUUGUGUUCUGGGGUGACAACUAUUGAACUGGACAACUUGGCAGCUCAGACUGCGGUGACUAUGAUCAAUCAACAUCCAGAUUAUGCAAUCUUAGCAGCUAGAAUUGCCAUAUCCAAUUUGCAUAAGGAAACGAAAAAGGUUUUUAGUGAAGUGAUAGCUGACUUGUAUUAUGCAAAAAACCCAGUCACAAAUAAACGUUUAUUUAUAAUCUGUGAAAAGUAUUAUGAAAUCAUUCAAAGAAAUGCAGACAAACUAAAUUCUGCAAUAAUAUAUGAUAGAGACUUUAAUUAUAGUUAUGCUACAUUUAAAAUGCUCGAGAGUGAUUAUUUGUUAAGACUGAGUGGAAAAGUUGUUGAGAGACCACAGCACAUGUUGAUGCGAGUAGCUGUAGGUAUUCAUGGUGAAGACAUUGAUAAAGCUAUCGAGACGUAUAAUUUUAUGUCAAAACAAUAUUUUAUACAUUCUGCACAAACAAUAGCUACUGCAUGCACUACUGUGCGACAAAUGGCUAGCUCAUUUUUAUUGACAAUGUCCGAUGAUAGCAUUGAUGGAAUAUUGGAUACAUUAGAAAGAUUUGCUGUACUUUGUCAUCAUAAUGGAGAAAUAGGAUUCAAUGUACAUUGCAUUCGGGCAAAGAAUACACCUAUAAGAGGUACAGGAGGUGUAUCAAAUGGAUUGGUACCUAUGUUAAAGGCAUAUAAUACGUCUAUUGCAACUGUUUCCAAAAAUGGCAAGAAUGAAGGACCAAUUACUGUGUAUCUAGAACCAUGGCAUGCUGAUAUCUUUGAAUUUUUGGAUCUCAAAAGGAGUAUUGGUGAAGAGCAAUUGAGAGCUAAGGGUAUGUGUUAUGCAUUAUGGAUUCCAGAUUUAUUCAUGAAACGUGUUUUUGAUGAUGAUAUAUGGAGUUUAAUGUGUCCACAUGAAUGCCCCGGUUUAAUUGAAGCUUGGGGCAAUGAAUUUGAAGAUUUAUAUACUAGGUAUGAGAAAGAAGAUCGUUCUCGAAGACAAGUUAAAGCUAGAGACUUAUGGUUUCUCAUCACACAGAUACAAUUCGAAACAGGAGUACCAUACAUUGUUUAUAAAGAUCAUUGUAAUCGCAAAUCAAAUCAUCAGAAUUUAGGCACGAUUAAAUGCAGCAGUUUUUCCACUGAAAUUGUUCAGUAUUCAAAUUCCAAUGAAGUUGCCCUGUGUAAUACAGCUUCAAUUGCUGUCAAUAUGUUUGUCAAUUCUAUCAAGAGAACUUUCGAUUUCUAUAAACUUAAAGAAGUGACAAAAAUUCUUACUUACAAUUUGGAUAAAAUGAUCGAUGUUAAUUUUUAUCCUCUCCCAGAGGCAAAAGUGUCGGUUAAUAAACAUAGAUCUAUUGGAAUUGGAAUACAAGGAUUAGCAGAUGCAUUUAUUUUAAUGAGAUAUCCAUUUGAAAGUAAAGAAGCUAAUGAAUUAAAUAUUCAAAUUUUUGAGACUCUUUAUUAUGGUGCUCUAGAAGCUAGUUGCGAAAUAGCUGCUGAAAAAGGUCCUUAUAAGUCAUAUGAAAAUAGUCCGAUCAGUAAGGGUAUUCUGCAAUACGACAUGUGGAAAAUAAGACCAACAAAUUUAUGGGAUUGGGAUAUUUUAAAGGCAAAGAUUGCCAAACAUGGAAUGCGCAAUUCUUUGUUAAUAGCGCAAAUGUCGGAUGAGUUUAUGGCGCAAAUGUUAGAAAAUAACGUAUCGGUUGAACCAUAUGCGAGUAACAUAUGUAUGAUACAUGCAUUGUCAAAACAAUAUCCGGUUGUUAAAUCACGUUUGUUACGAGAUUUAAUUGAGAAAGAUCUUUGGGAUGAAAACAUGUAUAAUAAAAUUAUUACUAAUGACGGGUCCAUACAAGACAUUGAAGAGAUACCUAAAGAUUUGAAGCUGCUUUAUAAAACGGUUUGGGAGAUGCCACAAAAAAUUAUUUUUGAUAUGGCAGCUUCUCGUGGACCUUUUAUCGACCAGUCGCAAUGUUUAAAUGUCCACGUAAUUGACCCAUUAGAAAAGCUAUCAUCUAUACACUUUUAUGCCUGGGAAAUUGGCUUAAAAAUCCAGUAUGUAUCAUCUCAUAACUAACAGCAAUAAUGUAAAAUAGAAUAAACUAUGAUAAUUAAAAAGUUAAUAAUAAGUUCAAAUAAAUUACAUAAGAUGCAUAUAUAUCCAA